AUGAAAUUUUUCAGACUAAAAGAAAACAAUCCAAAUGUGUUUUGUAAAGCGUGGGUAAGAUCAGCACAAAUGAGUAUUAAUAUAAAAAAAGCAACAUUACUACGAGAAGAUGAAGACCCAGAAAGCAAUGAAAGAUUCCUUUCGUUGUGGCCAUAUAUUGAAAAUUUUGUGGAUAAACUUAUCCUUGAAUUUCACUGUGAUCAAACAAAAGUAAUUGAUGCAUGUCAAAAACUUGGUGCUAGACACGUACUUAUUAAAAACUUCCACACUAACUUUUGGGAUAUUUUUUUGGGAAAUUUGAUACAGAUUAUGAUAGAUGCACAUCCAGAGAAAGAACAAAAAGGUCUUACUGAUAUUUGCAAAAAAUUUUUCUCAUUCGUCGUCAGCUAUAUGCGUGAUGGAUACAAGAAACGAAGUCAAGAACAAUUAACUUGUCGUAGGCGUAUGAACGUUUCAAAAUAA
This is a messenger RNA of Thelazia callipaeda (thelaziosis nematode), 462 nucleotides long. NCBI's taxonomy places the organism in Eukaryota, Metazoa, Nematoda, Chromadorea, Rhabditida, Thelaziidae. The record is from the annotation of a GenBank genome assembly.